Molecule: messenger RNA, 1132 nt
Organism: Eurypyga helias (sunbittern)
Lineage: Eukaryota; Metazoa; Chordata; Aves; Eurypygiformes; Eurypygidae
Gene: SMARCD2
Product: SWI/SNF related, matrix associated, actin dependent regulator of chromatin, subfamily d, member 2
Exons: 11
Biological process (GO): regulation of transcription by RNA polymerase II
Cellular component (GO): SWI/SNF complex; nucleus
Source: RefSeq, a predicted model, not a curated record
GGUGAAAAGGAGGAAGAUGGCUGACAAGGUCCUGCCGCAGAGGAUCCGGGAACUGGUCCCAGAAUCCCAGGCCUACAUGGACCUCCUCGCCUUUGAGCGCAAGCUGGACCAAACCAUCGCUCGGAAGAGGAUGGAGAUUCAGGAGGCCAUUAAGAAACCGCUGACGCAAAAGCGGAAGCUGAGGAUUUACAUCUCCAACACUUUCACCCCAGCCAAAGAAGAAGGGGAGGGUGGUGAGCGCGUGGCCUCCUGGGAGCUGCGUGUGGAGGGCAAACUGCUGGAGGACCCGAGCAAGCAGAAGAGGAAGUUCUCCUCUUUUUUCAAGAGCCUCGUCAUCGAGCUGGACAAAGAGCUGUACGGGCCAGACAACCAUCUGGUGGAGUGGCACCGGCUGCCCACAACCCAGGAGACUGACGGCUUCCAAGUGAAGCGUCCCGGCGACGUCAAUGUGAAAUGCACGCUGCUGCUCAUGCUGGAUCACCAGCCACCACAGUACAAACUGGACCCGCGCCUGGCUCGCCUGCUUGGGGUGCACACCCAGACCCGCGCCAGCAUCAUGCAGGCGCUCUGGCUCUACAUCAAGCACAACAAGCUGCAGGACAGUCACGAGAAGGAGUACAUCAACUGCAACCGCUACUUCCGCCAGAUCUUUAACUGUGUCCGCAUGCGCUUCUCCGAGAUCCCCAUGAAGCUGGCGGGGCUCCUGCAGCACCCAGAUCCCAUCAUCAUCAACCACACCAUCAGUGUGGACCCCAACGAUCAGAAGAAGACGGCCUGCUACGACAUCGAUGUGGAGGUGGACGAUCCCCUGAAAGCUCAGAUGAGCAACUUCCUGGCCUCCACCACCAACCAGCAGGAGAUCGCCUCCCUGGAUGCCAAGAUUCACGAGACCAUCGAAUCCAUCAACCAGCUGAAGACGCAGCGCGAUUUCAUGCUGAGCUUCAGCAACAACCCGCAGGAUUUCAUCCAGGAAUGGAUCAAAUCCCAGAGGAGGGACCUCAAGAUCAUAACGGACGUGAUCGGGAACCCCGAGGAGGAGCGGCGAGCGGAGUUCUACCAGCAGCCGUGGGUCCCCCAGGUCCAGCAGCGUCGGCAGGAACUGGAACAAGUGCUCGGGAUCCGCCUCACCUAA